Messenger RNA from Monoraphidium neglectum, 1467 nucleotides. RefSeq lists its product as hypothetical. The coding region runs from base 1 to 1467 and encodes 488 amino acids. NCBI's taxonomy places the organism in Eukaryota, Viridiplantae, Chlorophyta, Chlorophyceae, Sphaeropleales, Selenastraceae. Gene Ontology annotation, molecular function: ATP binding; protein kinase activity. Gene Ontology annotation, biological process: protein phosphorylation. The record is from RefSeq and is a predicted model, not a curated record. The transcript is spliced from 10 exons.
AUGCUGCGCCGCGCCCUCACGCCCGCAUCCCGCCCCUCCCCGCGCCUUCAGGCACUGUUCUACGUACUUGGCGGGCAGCCCAACCCGUUGACAGGGCUGCUCGACUUCUUCGUCCUCGGCCCCGCGACCAAGGCGGCAUCUGGCAAGCUCAGGGCAAAGGACUUUGUCCUCCGCGACAAGCUGGGCGGCGGGAACUUUGGGGUCACCUAUGAGGCGAUCAAAGUCAAGCCCGGGGAGACGGUGUCGCAGCGCAGCUCGCUGACGCCGGAGCAGAAGCAGCGGCGCGUCGUGCUGAAGCGCGUGAACAUUGACCGCGCGGGCGUCAGGCAGGACUUCCUGCGCACGGGCACGAUGGCUAAGGGCGCGGCGGAGACCGGGGCGGUGGAGAGUUACAUGUGCGCCAAGGUGAAGCGCAACCCCCUGGUGGCGGCCAACUGCGCUGAGUACCAGGGCUACUUCAUUGCGGACGAGACCAUCGGCAACAUGCAGCGCGGCACGCAGUGGCUGGUCUGGCGUUUCGAGUCUGACAGCACGUUGGCUGACGGCCUCGACGGCCUGCUUGGCAAGUUCCCCGAGUCCCUGGAGGCGCUGGUGAUGGGCCGCGUGGACGAGGACGGGGACCCGGAGAAGCGGGAGGCGAAGGUGCGCGGUGCUCGCUGUGUGACAACAGCAGCAGCAGCAGCAGCAGCAGCAGCAGCGGCGGCGGCGGCGGCGGCGGCGGCAGCAACGGCGGCAGUACCAGCAGCGGCCACGGUGGUGACGGCGGCGGCAGCAGCGGCAACAGCAGUUCCAGCGGCAGCAGCUGUGCCUUGGAAGGCCGUGGGGCCAGCCGGCGGCCCGCCUUGCUCUGCCCCGCGCUGGACGGUGAUCAAGUCGAUUCUGAAGCAGGUGCUCGUUGGCGUCAAGGGGCUGCACUCCAUGGGCAUUGUGCACAGGGACAUCAAGCCCGACAACCUGCUGAUCACUGCCGAGGGCAAGGUCAAGAUCAUUGACUUUGGGGCGGCGGCGGACAUGAGCACCGGCAUCAACUUCAACCCGCUGUACGGCAUGCUGGACCCGCGGUACUCGCCCCCUGAGGAGCUCAUCAUGCCGCAGGACUUCCCGCGCGCCCCCAACCCCGGGGUGGCCGCCCUACUGGCCCCCCUGGCGUGGGUCUAUGGGCGCCCGGACCUCUUUGACUCUUACAGUGUCGGCGUCCUGCUGAUGCAGAUGGCGGUGCCGCAGCUGCGGUCCAGCGCCAACAUCCGCAUGUUCAACGCCCAGCUGCGCAGCUGCGACUACGAUUUGGAGAGGUGGGCGCGCGGCCCCGGCCGCAACAUGGACUUCACCCAGCUGGAGCGCCAGUCGCGCGCCGGCUGGGACCUCGCGGCCAAGCUGCUCGCCAAGCGCGGCUCGCUCAACCGCGGCCGCCUGAGUGCGUCGCAGGCGCUGGGGCACCGCUUCUUUUCGAACCCUCUCUUUGGCUGA